Penicillium cataractarum is the source of this 1239-nucleotide messenger RNA. RefSeq names its product heme-dependent oxidative N-demethylase family protein. NCBI's taxonomy places the organism in Eukaryota, Fungi, Ascomycota, Eurotiomycetes, Eurotiales, Aspergillaceae. The coding region runs from base 1 to 1239 and encodes 412 amino acids. The transcript is spliced from 3 exons. The record is from RefSeq and is a predicted model, not a curated record.
AUGGACGCUGGGCUCUUCGGCUUGGCUAGCACUUCGGAAUGGCCCGUGAUCAUCCAACCAAAAGGUUCUCUCGGGCCCGUUUCAGUUUCGAUCCUCUGGUGGGCUUUGAUAAUCGCGGUACUUCUAUUUUCAGUGCGGAUUUAUCAAAGCUCCAGGUAUAGCACAAAGGCUUCAGUCAUCAGCAAGGUUGCAGCCAAAGAUCUCACCAAGAUUGAACCGAUCGAAAACUUCGACCUAGGCUCCACCAUUCCUCCUGUCUUUCGACCGUUCAAGCCAAAGUAUCAUUUGACCAUGGACAAAAGCUGCGCAUCUUACGUGAAACUCCCAGGCAUUGAGACAUUGGACCGCAACGAUUGGUUGCUGUUCGACCAGACAUACUCGGAGCGUCUGCAUCUUCGAGAAUCACUUCUUCAACAAUAUUUCGAUGAUAUUGUCGGAAUUACGAAUGAAUCAGACGCAAAGAUUCGACUUGCGGUGCAAGAGCUAUACGAUUACCUCUUCCAGACUUAUCUUCCCGUCCGCUAUCCGACUGUAUUCAAGAAAUAUGAGGACAAAAACAACUCUCGCUGUAUGUUAGAGAACUUGUUAACGCGGCAAGCUCUGCCGAUGACCAUGUCAGAUUCAACACCUUUGCACAUCGCCUUGAAAACGAUCGCACAGAACGUUGAUGAAGACUUUUUCAUUCUCUUUCCUCGAAAGCAAGGCGACAACAGCGAAGAUAUUUACUUUCUCGAAGCUUACGCCGCAUGCUUCCCGUCCGGAUUCCAGCCCAAGGAGAAAAUCGGCAAAAAGUUAGCUGAUAUCCAUGGUCCGGUACCUGGGUAUAAGGAGAAGUUGCAGAAAAGUAUGGAUCGGUUCUUCGCUCGACUCGAGCCAGGUCGCUACGUGAAACGGGUCAAUUGGGGUCUUACUGUAGAUGAGGAGCUGUUCUCAAAUUUUGAUAAGAGUGCACCAGCAUUCGAAGGGAAGUUGAAGAAGUUAUCCGUGGAGGACCUGGAUCUGGAUAAGACAUUCUUGCGAUGCGAGCGCCAAACCCUUCACCGUCUCCCGAAGUCCGGAGCCAUUGUCUUUGCUUUUCACACUUAUCUCUACCCAAUUCAAGAAAUUAAAGCCGAAGGCAGUGGCGAAGAUCUUGCGCAGGCUAUAGAUGGGCUUGAGAAUGGAAGUGUACGUGAAAUGUUCACUUACAAAAAUGGGGAGAAAUGGGCAGAUGCCGUAAGAGAGUUUCUACGGAGCUAG